AUGGCUACACUAAUAGAACUCAACGGAGUUGGGAAAUUUGAUCCAAAUGCUGAACCGUCACAAUUAAAUCAAGCAUGGAAAAGGUGGCACCGAAGUUUUGAGCUUUUCGCUGUUGGAAAAGGGGUGAGUGACGCUGAACAAAAAAAAGCAUUACUUUUGCACUGUGCUGGACCCGAAGUUCAAGACAUUUUUUAUACAUUGAAUGUUGAACAAGCAGGUGACAAUGACAAUGUGUAUACGUUAGCUGUAAAAACGUUAGAUAAACAUUUUGAGAAUAAAGUUAACGUUCCGUAUGAACGAUAUGUUUUUAGGAAAAUUCUGCAAACCGAGAGUGAAACAGUAGAACAGUUUAUUACAAAAUUACGACAACAGGCUGUGUAUUGUGACUUCACAAAUCAGGAUGAGCAAAUUCGGGAUCAAGUGAUUGAAAAGUGCAGGUCUCACAAGAUAAGAGCCAAGUUGUUAGAGAAAGGAAAAGACUUGACUUUAGAGCAAUUGAGGACUAUAGCAGCUACAUUUGAGAUGACUGAAACACAGGCUAGGCAUAUGGACACUGAAAUUGUGGCGUCAGUAAACAGAAUUCAGGGACAUCGUGAAAAAACUGACAAACAGAAACACAGAUUUCAGGACAAGAAGUGUUUUCGUUGUGGACGAGAGGGGCAUUUUGCAAAGGACGUAUCGUGUCCUGCUCGGAAUAAGGAAUGUCGGAAGUGCGGAAAAGUUGGACAUUUUAUUAAAUGUUGUUUAACAAAGAAACCAGGAAAAGGCAAACCAACCAAAGGUGGGAAAAUUAACAAAGUGGAUUAUUCUGAAGUGGAUUCCGACUCAGAAGUAUACGUGUUUAGUUUGAAAACAGGACAUACAUCAUCAGACAAAGUAAAAGUCAGUCUAGGAGGAAAUCCUGUAGAAUUUGUCAUUGAUAGUGGUGCAUCAGCUAACAUUAUUGAUAAAGAACUCUGGGAAUAUCUUAAGAAGAACCGUAUCAAGUGUCACUCAGAGAAGUGUGAAAAAAAACUUUUUGCUUACGGAUCUACAGAACCGUUGAAAUUAUUGGGUAAAUUCAGAGCGCAAACAUCAAUUCAUGAAAAUGGAAAUAGUAGAGAAGAGGAGUUCUUUGUACUAAAUGGUACAGGACCAGCGUUACUGGGCAAAGACACAGCUAUGAACUUGGGAGUUUUGAAACUCGGAGUAAACACAGUUCAACCAACUGACUUUAUUCAUGAAUAUUCUGAGUGUUUUCGAGGUAUUGGAAAACUCAAAGACUUUAAGUUGAAGUUACAUAUUGACAAAAAUGUGAAGCCAGUAGCUCAAAGCAUGUACAGAAUUCCAUACAGUUUGCGAGAUAAAGUAGGAGAACAGUUGGACGAACUUGAGUCUCAGGAUAUCAUUGAACGAGUUAAUGAUCCUACACCGUGGGUCAGUCCAGUCAUAAUUGUACCGAAACCCAAUGGUGACAUUAGAUUGUGCGUCGACAUGAGACAAGCCAAUGCUGCCAUUAUUCGUGAACGGCAUCCUAUUCCGACAGUGGAUGACAUACUCUACAUGGUGAAUGGUAGCCAGGUGUUUAGUAAGUUAGACCUUAGAAGUGGAUACCAUCAAAUUGAGCUGGAAGAGUCGUCAAGGGAGAUCACUACAUUCGUUACGUACAAAGGUCUCUACAGAUAUAAGAGACUGAUGUUUGGUAUUUCAUCAGCUCCAGAGAAAUAUCAGCAAGUGAUUUCGCAAGUGUUUCAUGACUGUGAAGGAGUGCAGAAUAUAUCAGACGAUAUCGUAAUCUAUGGUCGUGACAAAGCAGAACAUGAUGAGCGACUUCGCAAAGCCUUACAGAGACUCAAAGAUAAAGGUCUGACACUAAAUCUAAACAAGUGUGAAUUUAGGAUGAACAAGAUAACGUUCAUGGGACACGUCUUAUCAAAGAAUGGUAUUGGACCAACUAGUGAAAGGAUCAAGUCGUUACUCAAUGCUAAAGAACCAACAAAUGGAUCCGAAGUGAAAAGUUUCCUCGGACUUGUAAACUUUAGUGCUCGUUACAUACCAAAUCUUGCUACUGUGGCAGAACCGCUCAGGAGAUUGACAAAGAAAAAUGUGAAGUUUGUCUGGUCAGCCGAACAGAAGAAAAGCUUUGACACUUUAAAGAGUUGUUUGUCAAAUGUGAAAACUUUGGGACAUUACAGAUUAGAUGCAGAAAAAACUCAGUUAGUGACAGAUGCUAGUAAUGUAGGCCUAGGAGCAGUUUUACUUCAAGUCAACAAAGGUGAAACACGGGUCAUCAGUUAUGCCAGUCGUACGUUGUCAGCGGCCGAACGCAAUUAUUCGACAAUUGAGAAAGAAGCUUUGGCAGUCGUAUGGGCAUGCGAGAAGUUCCAUAUCUAUCUCUACGGGGUGGAUUUUGAAUUAGUCACAGAUCACAAGCCACUAGAAGUGAUUUAUGGAAGAACAUCCAGACCAAAUGCAAGAAUUGAACGAUGGUUAUUAAAACUUAUGGCUUACAACUUCAAAGUACGUUAUUCACCUGGACAUCAGAAUAUCGCAGAUGCGUUAUCUCGUUUGGUGGAUAAGACACCUGUAGAAAACAGUUAUUCAAAAGACACUGAGCAAUAUGUGAAAUUUAUUGCAAGGGAGGCAACCCCUCAGGCACUGUCGACUCAAGAAGUAGAAGAAGCUUCAAGGAGAGAUGAAGAACUUGUCAGAAUCCGAAAAUUCAUCAAAGAGGGAAAGUGGGAGAAAUCAUGUGUUGAUUAUUACCCAUUCCGAGAUGAACUUUGUUGUAUUGGAUACGUGGUUUUACGUGGAUCCAGAAUAGUGAUUCCAAGAAAUCUGAGGAAGCAGUGUGUACAGUUAGCUCACCAGGGUCAUCUAGGAAUCGUUGGGACGAAACAGCAGUUACGUACUAAAGUGUGGUGGCCUGGGAUGGACAAGGAAGUGGAGAAGUAUGUGAAAUCGUGUCACGGAUGUCAGAUUACCAGUGCGUUUCCGAAACCGGAACCAGUUAGUCCUACUCCAUUACCAACAGGGCCAUGGCAAGAAUUAGGUAUUGAUAUUCUUGGACCAUUAACAUCUGGACAGUACGUGUUAGUGGUUGUUGAUUAUUACAGCAGAUACUACGAGAUUGAAGUUACCAAGGAUAUUACAAGUGAGAAAAUCAUUGAUUUGCUGGAGGGAAUGUUUUGUCGACAUGGACUUCCAUUACAAAUAACUUCUGAUAAUGGACCCCAGUUCAGAUCUAAGUUAUUCAAGGAUUACCUGACAGAUAACUGUAUCAAGCAUCGAGCAGUUACACCGUUACAUCCGUCAGCAAAUGGGGAGGUAGAACGACAAAACAGAUCGUUGAUGAAAAGAAUUCGGAUUGCACAAGCCGAGUCUAAGAAUUGGAAGACCGAAAUCCGCAAAUAUCUAUUUGCAUACAGAACGACUCCUCAUACUACGACAGGAGUACCACCUGCCGAGUUGAUGUUCCGUCGGAAGCUGAGAACAAAGCUACCGCAAGUGGAAAAUCUACAAGAAAACGACUAUGAUGAGGUUUUCUAUUUAGUGCGCGAUAAGGAUGCGUAUUCUAAAUACAGGAACAAGAUUUAUAUCGAUGAAAAACGUGAUGCACAGGAGUGUGAUUUGGAGCUAGGAGAUUCAGUCCUCUUGAAGAAGGCGACCAAGGACAAAAUGGAUACACCAUAUCACGUGGAACCGUAUACACUCGUACAGAAAACCGGAAACAGCUGUGUUGUUAAAUCACCAGAGGGAGUGUUAGUGAAGCGAAAUAGUGAAUUCGUGAAAAAAUAUCAGGAACCGGAAAGUGUGUCCGAUAUUCCGGAGAAUCCGAGUGAUCUUAGUGAACCGAGUGUUGAGUCUAGUGCUAAUAGUGAUGAUGUUCCAUCCGCGGCUCCAGUAACUCCGAGCGUUAGAAGGUCUACCCGUAUAAGGAAACUACCGCAACGUCUUAAGGACUUCGAACUGUGA
Messenger RNA from Saccostrea cuccullata (small rock oyster), 3954 nucleotides. RefSeq lists its product as uncharacterized. Lineage: Eukaryota; Metazoa; Mollusca; Bivalvia; Ostreida; Ostreidae. Bases 1 to 3954 code for a protein of 1317 amino acids. Gene Ontology annotation, biological process: proteolysis; DNA integration. Gene Ontology annotation, molecular function: zinc ion binding; nucleic acid binding; aspartic-type endopeptidase activity. The record is from RefSeq and is a predicted model, not a curated record. The transcript has a single exon.